Molecule: messenger RNA, 720 nt
Organism: Aspergillus glaucus CBS 516.65
Lineage: Eukaryota; Fungi; Ascomycota; Eurotiomycetes; Eurotiales; Aspergillaceae
Product: DUF5321 domain-containing protein
Exons: 1
Coding region: 41-559 (172 amino acids)
Source: RefSeq, a predicted model, not a curated record
AAUCCAAAUCCGCCCCCGCUCAACCUACACAUCCGAAUCCAUGCCACGCAUAGCCCAAACCUCCGUCUGGACGUCCAUGAUCCCACCCUUCAUCCGGCGCCUCGCCCGCGGCGGCGGCAAAUCCGAUGCCCCCGAAUCCAAAGAAUGGAACCCAGCCAGCUUCUACAUAAUCAUCUUCAUCCUAAUCGGCUCGCAGGCCAUCCGGAUGAUGAUGCUAAAGAAAGAUUACGCGGCGUAUACGAGGUCCACGGAUGCGAAGAUUGGGUUGUUGAGGGAGGUUAUUGAGAGGGUGAAGAGGGGGGAGGCUGUUGAUGUAGAGAAGUUGUUGGGGUCUGGGGAUGCGGCGAAGGAGAGGGAGUGGGAGGAGGUGUUGCGGGAGAUUGAGGAUGAGGAUUCGUUGUGGCAUCAGAGAGUUUCUGCGAAACAGGCUGGACAAGCUGAACAAGAGCAGCGAGGGGGUGUUGAUGCGCCGAAGGAACCGGUUAUUCCUGCUGAGGGGGAGGGGAAUACGGAGCCUCCGAAGGAUGGCAGUUCGAGACGGAAGUUGAAUUUCUUCUAGGAGAUUCAACCUCUUGGACCUGUACAACAAUUUACCGCAUAGACUCCCUCGAUAGGCAGUUGAAGAUUAGCAAGGUAAGUACUUGCACAUCAUUCUUGGGGCAUACAUAGUUAACAAUCAGCCCAGGUGAUGUACGAUUAUCGUGAUAUGAUGUUGCAUAC